Phacochoerus africanus (Common warthog) is the source of this 3188-nucleotide messenger RNA. It is a transcript of the gene VAC14, whose product is annotated as VAC14 component of PIKFYVE complex. Gene Ontology annotation, biological process: positive regulation of kinase activity; phosphatidylinositol biosynthetic process. The record is from RefSeq and is a predicted model, not a curated record. Bases 302 to 2674 code for a protein of 790 amino acids. Lineage: Eukaryota; Metazoa; Chordata; Mammalia; Artiodactyla; Suidae. Gene Ontology annotation, cellular component: endosome membrane; PAS complex. The transcript is spliced from 20 exons.
AAGCCGCUGCGAAUCAUGUGAUCCGAAAAACAUGGCCUCAGCUCUAUGAGCCCGGCAGGUGCCGGCUGCGAUAGGAUCUCGUGAGCUGCUGGCAGCCGGGGGGCAGGUGUGCGACUACGAGAUCCAGGCUUGGGUUCCCAGGCGGCGCGCGGCGGCGGAGCGAGAUAGGUCCGGGGCGGCUUGGUCCAUGAGCCGACGCCUGAGGCAGCGCGGAGCUGCAGACUCCCCUGGCCCCGGCGCGGCCCGGGCUGCCGCGGGGUGAAGAGUCGCGGGGCACCCGGGAGCGCCCCGAGCUACUACCAUGAACCCCGAGAAGGAUUUCGCGCCGCUCACACCGAACAUCGUUCGCGCCCUCAAUGACAAGCUCUACGAAAAGCGGAAGGUGGCAGCGCUGGAGAUCGAGAAGCUGGUCCGGGAGUUCGUGGCCCAGAACAACACCGUGCAGAUCAAGCAUGUGAUCCAGACCCUGUCUCAGGAGUUUGCCCUGUCUCAGCACCCCCACAGCCGGAAAGGGGGCCUCAUCGGCCUGGCCGCCUGCUCCAUCGCACUGGGCAAGGACUCGGGGCUCUACCUGAAGGAGCUGAUCGAGCCCGUGCUGACCUGCUUCAAUGACGCCGACAGCAGGCUGCGCUACUACGCCUGCGAGGCCCUCUACAACAUCGUCAAGGUGGCCCGAGGCGCCGUGCUGCCCCACUUCAACGUGCUCUUUGAUGGGCUGAGCAAGUUGGCUGCGGACCCAGACCCCAAUGUGAAAAGUGGAUCUGAGCUCCUAGACCGCCUCUUAAAGGACAUCGUGACAGAGAGCAACAAGUUCGACCUGGUGGGCUUCAUCCCCUUGUUGCGGGAGAGGAUUUACUCCAACAACCAGUACGCCCGGCAGUUCAUCAUCUCCUGGAUCCUGGUUCUGGAGUCCGUGCCAGACAUUAACCUGCUGGAUUAUUUGCCGGAGAUCCUGGAUGGACUCUUCCAGAUCCUGGGCGACAACGGCAAAGAGAUUCGGAAAAUGUGUGAGGUGGUCCUUGGAGAAUUCUUGAAAGAAAUCAAGAAGAACCCCUCCAGUGUUAAGUUUGCUGAGAUGGCCAACAUCCUGGUGAUCCACUGCCAGACCACAGAUGACCUGAUCCAGCUGACAGCCAUGUGCUGGAUGCGGGAGUUCAUCCAGCUGGCCGGCCGGGUGAUGCUGCCCUACUCUUCCGGGAUCCUGACCGCCGUCCUGCCCUGCCUGGCCUACGACGACCGCAAGAAAAGCAUCAAGGAGGUGGCCAACGUGUGCAACCAGAGCCUGAUGAAGCUGGUCACCCCUGAGGACGAUGAGCCCGACGAGCCCAAGCCCGUGGUGCAGAAGCAGGCAGAAGCCAAGCCCGAAGACUCCUCGGCGAAGCAGGAGGGGACAGCCAGUGGAGGGCCCGACAGUUCUUGUGACUCCAGCUUCGGUGGCAGCAUCGGUGUCUUCUCUCCAGCCGGCACCGAACGGGCCCCGGUCACCCUCCACCUCGACGGGAUUGUGCAGGUGCUGAACUGCCACCUCAGCGACAUGGCCAUCGGCAUGAUGACCAGGAUCGCCGUCCUCAAGUGGCUCUACCACCUCUACAUCAAGACCCCCCGGAAGAUGUUCCGGCACACGGACAGCCUCUUCCCCAUCCUACUCCAGACGUUAUCGGAUGAAUCCGACGAGGUUAUCCUCAAGGAUCUGGAGGUGUUGGCAGAAAUUGCAUCCUCUCCCGCAGGCCAGACAGAUGAUGCAGGCCCGCCCGAUGGCCCUGACCUCCGGGUCGGCCACUCGGAGCUCCAGGUGCCCACGCCUGGCAGAGCCAGCCUGCUGAGCACUCCCGGUGCCAAAGGCCUGGAAUGUUCUCCUUCCACUCCCACCAUGAACUCCUACUUUUACAAGUUCAUGAUCAACCUUCUCAAGAGGUUCAGCAGUGAACGGAAGCUCCUGGAGGUCAGAGGCGCCUUCAUCAUCAGGGUCUGGAUGGGCCUCGGCAGGACUUGUCCCUUUGACCACACUGGAGAUGGUGUCAUUAAAGAGCCGGGACACACCCUCCUAGCCUGGAACUUGGCGGCCGAGGCAGCUCUGCCUCCUGCUGAACGCGGAGAACAUCUUCCACUCGAUGGCGGACAUCCUGCUCCGGGAGGAGGACCUCAAGUUCGCCUCGACCAUGGUCCACACCCUCAACACCAUCCUGCUCACGUCCACCGAGCUCUUCCAGCUGCGGAACCAGCUCAAGGACCUGAGGACCCCGGAGAGCCGGAACCUCUUCUGCUGCCUGUACCGCUCCUGGUGCCACAACCCGGUCACUACAGUGUCGCUGUGCUUCCUCACCCAGAACUACCGGCACGCCUACGACCUCAUCCAGAAGUUCGGAGACCUGGAGGUCACCGUGGACUUCCUCACGGAGGUGGACAAGCUGGUGCAGCUGAUCGAGUGCCCCAUCUUCACAUACCUGCGCCUGCAGCUUCUGGACGUGAAGAACAACCCGUACCUGAUCAAGGCCCUGUACGGCCUGCUCAUGCUGCUGCCCCAGAGCAGCGCCUUCCAGCUGCUCUCCCACCGGCUCCAGUGCGUGCCCAACCCCGAGCUGCUGCAGACGGAAGAUGGUCUGAAGGCAGCCCCCAGAUCACAGAACGCAGACUCCCUGAGCAUCGACUACGCAGAGCUGCUGCAGCACUUUGAGAGGGUCCAGAAGAAGCACCUGGAAGUGAGGCACCAGCGGAGCGGGCGUGGGGAUCACCUGGACCGGAGGGUUGUCCUCUGACAGGCCUGGCAUGGAGAAGGGCCCGGGAGUGGUCCCCUCUGCACAGCGCCCGAGGACCUGCCUCCGGGGCAAGGCUGGACCCAGCCACCAGCCUGGAGCAGGGUAGGGGGUGGAGGCUCUGUCCACCCGAGCUCCUCUCACGGCCCAGCCCCCCAGGCCCCCGGCACAGGCAGCUGCACUCUGGCAUUCAGACAGAGCUGGCUUCCCACCAGGGUGGGCCUGCAGCCUCAGACACCCCCACUUUCUGGAUUCAGGUUCUUUCUAAUGCCCUCUUGUAAAAGAGCUUGACCUCAGCCCACCAGAGCUCUGACCUCGUGCAGAUGUGUGUGUACAUAGGUGUGUACACAUCUCCGUGCACACAGGGACCAGCACAGAGGCCCAUGUGAAUGAUGCACACCCCCUGCCCCAAUAAAGAAAUGACAGAAAAGCCUC